GAUUGCUUUUGCUGUGACUUUCCUAGAACUGGGAAGGGGGUGGUGGAAAUGAGAAACCGAAUAACUGCAGCUGUUUUAUCAACCUUUCAACAGGUGUGUAGUGAGGCUCCAGUCCCCUGCCGCCUUCUGCAAAGGACUGAUUGCUCUCUCUGGGCUGCAGACUGAGUGGAACAGUGUUUGCCUCUUGUUCCUUUCCAGUUUGCCCUCCUCUUAUCACCCUUUCUUUCUCUCUCUCUUUUGCCUCCCUGCUUCCAUGAUGCGUCUCUUGCUUUUCUGCCCCCUCCCCCUUCGGUUUUGGGGGCUUCUUUUGCAAGAGAGAGCUGCAGGAUUGUGCUGCCGCCUAGCCGUGCCGUGCCCUAAGGGGAUGCCCAAACUGGCAGACCUGUCCGUCAAAACCAAAGACGUCUGGGAGAUUCCUCGCGAGUCGUUGCAGCUCAUCAAGAAACUGGGCAAUGGGCAAUUUGGGGAAGUGUGGAUGGGCACUUGGAAUGGCACCACCAAAGUGGCAGUGAAGACGCUGAAACCUGGAACCAUGUCUCCAGAAGCUUUCCUGGAGGAAGCCCAGAUCAUGAAGCGCUUACGGCAUGACAAACUGGUGCAACUGUAUGCUGUGGUGUCAGAAGAGCCCAUUUACAUUGUUACUGAGUUCAUGACCCAAGGUAGCUUGCUAGAUUUUUUGAAAGACGGGGACGGCCGUUUCUUGAAGUUGCCCCAACUGGUGGACAUGGCAGCACAGAUUGCAGCUGGAAUGGCUUACAUUGAGCGAAUGAAUUACAUCCACCGGGAUCUGCGUGCUGCCAACAUCCUUGUGGGCGACAACCUUGUGUGCAAAAUUGCUGACUUUGGCCUCGCCCGCCUCAUUGAAGACAAUGAAUACACAGCUCGCCAAGGUGCCAAAUUUCCCAUUAAGUGGACAGCUCCAGAAGCCGCUCUCUAUGGCAAGUUCACCAUCAAGUCAGACGUGUGGUCCUUCGGCAUCCUCCUGACAGAACUUGUGACCAAGGGUCGAGUGCCAUACCCAGGCAUGAACAACCGAGAGGUGUUGGAACAAGUGGAACGGGGUUACCGCAUGCCCUGUCCUGGGAAUUGCCCUCCAUCGCUGCACGAUCUGAUGGUGCAGUGCUGGAGGAAGGAGCCUGAGGAGCGCCACACUUUUGAAUACCUCCAGUCAUUUCUAGAAGACUACUUCACUGCUACAGAGCCUCAGUAUCAGCCAGGAGACAACCAACUGUAACCGAUGGAUGGUGACCACGGAGAGCUCCCCCUGCCCUCACGGGUGGGGGACCUCCCACGAGUGUGGUGGGAAGCUGGGACACACAGCAGAAAUCUCUUCCCUCUCCAGGGCCAGGGACUGAGGGUCCCACCUUGUAGAACUGGGCUUAGAACUCCUUUCUUUUUCAUUUUAAUUUUAUUCCUUUGGGGGGCGGGGAGUGACCUUGCUUUUUUUAUCAUUGUGGUUUUGUGUUUUAAAAUUCUGACUCAUCCCAAAUAGAUGCCAGGUUAGUUUUUGGAGAUUUUUUUUAAAAAAAGAUGGAGAUGAUGAGGAGUUGAGGGUGUAGAUGGCCAGAGGAGAGGUUUUGUUUGUUUUAAUAGUCCAUCCUCUCUUAAUUAAGUUACUUCUGUGAUAACUGGAGAACCUUUGGCCCUUAAAAGUUCCCCUGGGGUUCUCUGAAGAGCCUUCGUACUUCGGCCCGAUUGGUUCCAGCCCACAACAAGGGACUGGGGGGGAGGUUGUAGCCCCAAAUGUUUGAAUGCACCUUUUCCCUAACCCUGAUGCAGCCUCCAAGGAUAAAGACAGGAGGGCUACAGGGCCACAGCAUGAAGAAAUUUGCACAAUGAAGUUAACUGCAGCCAGUGUUCUCCAGAUAUAUUGUGACUGCAUCUCUCAGAAUUCACCAGCUUGCAAGGGCUACGCUGGCUGGGAAUUCUGAGAGUUGUAGUCUCAUGGCAUCAGAUAUGAUGGGUUCCAGUUGCGGCGGAACUCCCGACUGUCCUUAGGCCAUUGGCCAAAAAAAUCUGGGUUUGAUAAGCACGUUUUAAGUCCUGCAAGAUCUGGAUUUCUUUCCUUCCCAUUCUGCGACGUGGCCAUAAUAUGGACAAUGGGCCCAAUUUUUCUUUUCCUUCCUCAUUGGCCCUCAUGCUCUGAAUUUGUGACUUGGUACUAUCUGGAUAUCAUGUCUGAAAGCUUUUGAGUUAACAACUAUGAUAGGAGAAUGAAUGUGGGAAGAAUCCAUGAUACUAGGUUGAUCAAUCAAUGUCAGCCUUUUUCUCGAGAGGGUCAGCUUAGCUCUGAAAUGAUACCCUGGGGGCUGCACUUCAAGAAAGGAGAUGGGUCGGGACACAGCCCUAAUUCGCUGGUGCGUAAGGGAAGCAGACAGGGUUGUCUACGACAACGUAAAGGAAAGGUGUGUGCCAAAAUGGCUCUGGAGGCUGUUUACAGAAGGAGAGAGUGUCUGAGCUGAUUACUGUGGAACUGUGAAGUGUCUGUUCCAUAGCCACAUGGUGCCUUCUGACAAUAAGAUGACGCGCCUUACCAGAUGGGGGCUUGUGCACCAUCCCUUGAAAAUUAAUGAUUUUUGCUUGUCAACUGGAAGCCGUUCCAAAUGUUCCUUGCCAGAUGUGCUGGGACUGCAGUGUCCAAAAUUCCUAGCCAGCAAUUAACAGCCCUAGCAAAUUUGGAGGAAACAGCUGCCUUCCCUGGUAUCCAUAUCCCAGCUAUUCACCCACAAUCUUUUUUCUCCCUCUGCACAAGAAUCCUCUAAUCUUGAACCCUGGCAGGCAUGUUGAGGAAUCUGCCACAGCUCAUUCAUAGGACCCUAUCCAUAAUUUGGGGAGGGAAGCGGUGAUUUCAAUACCAAUCAAAGAAUAUUGGAGCGUGGCCUGCCAAGUAGGGUUGCAUUAAAAUUCCAUCACCCUUGAUCCCUGUUAGUUGGGACCACUGAAAGUUGGAGUCCAGGAACAUCUGGAGAGCCACUGGUUCUCCAAACUGUCCUAAGAAGUGUUUCAGUGGAAACAUAGAAGAUAAGUGUUGUAGAUGUCUAAAAACAGCUGCAGUGAAGACUGCCAUAGAACCAGGGGGGUGAAAAAAUGAGUUUCCUUUCAUUUCCAUCUCUCCCUGUAAUUUGAAAUACAGCCAAGACACUGGAAAUUGCUGAAACAACUGAACUAUCACAUUGCACUGGGCUGAUAGUAAAGCUAUGCAGAUUUACUGAGAAAUAAUCUUCACUGCUUAUUUCAAUCAUGGUUCUGGACGGAUCGUCACUGUAUGGCUUAUUAGGGAUGGACGGGGGUCGGAGAAAAAGCAGAGGGAACACAGGCAGCAGGAGCUAUUCCUUAGCACCUCAGCAAAAUAACAAGAAGCAAAAAAAUAAAUAAAUAAAUUGCUAAGCAAAUGACAAGCAGUUUGUGAUGAGAGGGUCCACCAUGGGACUUUUCAGACGAGGGAUGUCCAACCUCAGCAUGCAUUGGCAACUUUUAAGACUUGUGUGGACUUCAGCUCCCAGAAUUCCCCAGCCAGCAAUGCUGGGAGUUGAAGUUCACAGGUCUUAAAGUUGCCAAGGUUGGACAGCCCUCCUUUAGACCAAGAGAAGGUUGGCAGCUGCCCAAGGGUGCCAUCUGCUGCCCAUGAUGCUGAAGAGCAACGCCACUAGAAUAUACGCAACUUAUUUGGGUUUCUCCAACCUUCUCUCAACCUUGAGAUUUACGAUUAAAUCAACGUAGGGUUCUGGGAACUGAAAUGAUGUAGUUUGGCAGAGGGAAGGAUGAGUUCACUGACAAUGAGGAAGCAAGUAAAUGAGUUGGAGGUCCGUAUCCUUUCCUUGCCACGGGCUUCCAUUCAGUGGGGUCCUUCCAGUGAAGCAAGCAAAGUCCAUCCCACUAACCAUAUUCUCUUUGCUUGAGGACCAUGAUUUUCUUUGUAGAGUCCUUUGUGGUUCUUGAGACAUCAGUACUAUCUAAGCUCCUGCACUUCUGGGGAGCUAUCAUGUUAAGCUUCCUAUCCUGGAAAUGUAGUAAUUUACAUUCCACCCACCCACACACACACCCUGUUUUUUAAAAGCCCUUUGAAAAAAGGUUGAUUCAUUGAUAGGACAGGUAGACAAAUUCCAUGCCAGCAGACCCGGGAGAUGUGGGCAGACAAGCCCAGGAUGAGAAAGGGAGGGGCAGAAUCUUUGGGGGUAACCACUGAUGAUUUAUAGUAGACAAUGUUCAGAAGCAACCCAGCCCAGCUUCGAAUGGGUUGUUCAAGUGCCAUUGUUUGGAAGAGAAAUCUAUGGAUAUUGAGCAUGCACAAACCUGCAAAGCAUAUGGUUAAAUAAACAUGCCCUGUCCAGAGAUUUUUUUUAAAAUUGUUGUUCAGAUGCCUAGGAGCUGCCCCUUUCUAUGCUAUAUAUAAAAUGUUGUUUUUUUAAAAAAAAAUACUGUACAUAAAAAGAAAUAAACCUUUGUAAUAAGAGAGGCUGGGUAUGGAUCUUUGUCAAGUGGAACAGGUCUGUUUUCAGAGUAGUAAAAGUAGAGCAAAGGUGAAUGGAAUAUAAUCUCAGGCCG
Molecule: messenger RNA, 4545 nt
Organism: Notechis scutatus (mainland tiger snake)
Lineage: Eukaryota; Metazoa; Chordata; Lepidosauria; Squamata; Elapidae
Source: RefSeq, a predicted model, not a curated record